Messenger RNA from Calypte anna (Anna's hummingbird), 11899 nucleotides. RefSeq names its product WNK lysine deficient protein kinase 1 (gene WNK1). The coding region runs from base 671 to 9070 and encodes 2799 amino acids. The record is from RefSeq and is a predicted model, not a curated record. Gene Ontology annotation, molecular function: potassium channel inhibitor activity; ATP binding; protein serine/threonine kinase activity. Gene Ontology annotation, biological process: monoatomic ion homeostasis; protein phosphorylation; intracellular signal transduction. The transcript has 29 exons. NCBI's taxonomy places the organism in Eukaryota, Metazoa, Chordata, Aves, Apodiformes, Trochilidae. Gene Ontology annotation, cellular component: cytosol; cytoplasm.
CGCCCCGGAGAGGCGGGGCUGAGCCCCCCCGGGGACCCUUUCCCUGCCCCUCGCCGGGGUGAGUGCGCUGGGCCUGCCCAGGCCUCCCCCGCCCGGUGCGAGUGACUGAGCGCGGCAGCUUCCUUCGCGGCCGGCGUGCGGGGCCUGCCCCCCUCUCCCUGCCUCGUCUCCCGGCCCCUUCCCCUCCCCUUCCCUCCGGCCCUCGCUCCGGGGGGUACCCGGACCUGCCCCGCUUUCUCUUCAUCGCCGGGGAAUAAUUGCAGCGCGCUCCCCUCGCCUCAGAGCAGCUGGGCGAGGCACCGGCUUUUUCCCCCCGUCGGGGGCCUGCCCCCGGGGCUCCUCCCUCCCUCCUUCUGCGGGCCCGGUGCUUGGGCUUUUCCUCCUCCCGCCGGCCCCCUCCCCGUGCCCCGUCUCCGCUCUUGGUGCUCCAUGUCGGCCCCGCUGCCCGACUCCCCGCUGCAGGAUGGAUGCAGACACUGACCGGGGGCCCACCCCGCCGGCCCAGCCUCCCCAGCAGCCGCCUCCCAGCUCCGCCGUAAGGAGCCCUUGGGACCCUCUGUUGCAGCUGCAACGGCAGCCGCGGACAGGCGCGCUCCCCGCUCAGUGACCGGCCCCUUCCCUCGCCUCCCCCCGCCGCCGCCUCGCCCUUGCAGCGCUCCCCCGGGGCACGAUGUCGGGGGGCGCCGCAGACAGCGGCACCCCAGCGCCUCGCUUCCUGGCUCCGCCGCCGCCGCCGCCCCCCAAGAACGGUUCCAGCUCGGACAGCUCCAUCGGGGAGAAACUGGGAGCCGCUGCCGACCACGGAGUCUCCGGGUCCGGUGGAGCCGCCUGCGGAGCAGGGAGCGGAGGCCGUAGUGAGGAGUACCGACGCCGCCGCCACACCAUGGACAAGGACAGCCGAGGGGCGGCAGCCACCGAGCACCGCUUCUUCCGCCGUAGCGUGAUCUGCGACUCCAACGCUACGGCCUUGGAGCUACCCAGUUUGCAGCCCGCCGCGUCCUCGGCCCCUGUCUCGGGUGGAAGCGCUGCUCCCUUGGUCUCUCCUCCCGAGUGUGCCAGCCGGACCUCUUGCACCGCUGUCAGUGCCACCCAGGCCCCCUCUCUGCUGCAGCAGCAACCUCCGCCUGCCCAGCUUCCCCUCGAUGGACAGUCCGCUCAGGAGCCCUCCGCCUCAAAGGAUGCCGCCCCGCUGCUGCCCAAGGAGGAGGAGGACGAGGCAACGGCGCUGCCCCCCACCAGUGCCGCUGGCAGCGCCUCAGCUGCCAGCCGUGAAUUUGAGGAGCGGAGAGCAGCACAGCAGGAAGACAUCGAAGAGCUUGAGACCAAGGCAGUGGGCAUCUCCCCGGAUGGUCGCUUCUUGAAGUUUGACAUCGAGAUUGGCAGAGGCUCUUUCAAAACUGUCUAUAAAGGACUGGAUACAGAUACCACUGUGGAAGUUGCCUGGUGCGAGCUGCAGGAUCGAAAGCUGUCCAAGUCAGAGCGACAAAGAUUUAAAGAGGAAGCUGGGAUGCUGAAAGGGCUUCAGCAUCCCAAUAUUGUCAGGUUCUAUGAUUCCUGGGAGUCUACAGUCAAAGGAAAAAAGUGUAUUGUUCUUGUGACGGAACUCAUGACAUCUGGAACAUUGAAAACGUAUUUGAAGAGAUUUAAAGUGAUGAAAAUUAAAGUAUUACGAAGCUGGUGCCGUCAGAUACUGAAAGGAUUACAAUUCCUACACACGCGCACUCCUCCCAUUAUUCAUAGAGACUUAAAAUGUGACAACAUCUUCAUUACUGGCCCCACUGGAUCAGUCAAGAUUGGAGAUCUUGGUCUGGCAACCCUGAAACGAGCUUCUUUUGCCAAAAGUGUGAUAGGUACCCCAGAGUUCAUGGCCCCCGAGAUGUAUGAGGAGAAAUAUGAUGAAUCCGUUGAUGUAUAUGCUUUUGGGAUGUGUAUGCUAGAGAUGGCCACGUCUGAGUAUCCUUAUUCUGAGUGCCAAAAUGCUGCGCAGAUCUACCGUCGAGUGACCAGUGGUGUCAAACCUGCCAGCUUUGAUAAAGUAGCAAUCCCUGAGGUGAAAGAGAUUAUUGAGGGAUGCAUUCGGCAAAACAAAGGCGAGAGAUAUGCUAUUAAAGACCUUUUGAAUCAUGCUUUCUUCCAAGAAGAGACUGGAGUACGGGUAGAAUUGGCAGAGGAAGAUGAUGGAGAAAAAAUUGCCAUUAAGCUCUGGCUACGAAUUGAAGACAUCAAAAAACUCAAGGGCAAAUAUAAAGAUAACGAGGCAAUAGAAUUUUCUUUUGACUUGGAAAGAGAUGUCCCAGAAGAUGUAGCACAGGAAAUGGUGGAAUCUGGCUAUGUCUGUGAAGGGGAUCACAAGACAAUGGCAAAAGCUAUCAAGGACAGGGUAUCUUUGAUUAAGCGAAAGCGAGAGCAGCGCCAGUUGGUGCGAGAAGAACAGGAGAAGCUUCAGGAAGAAGGUGGUCAGAAGCAGCAGCUGGAGCAACAGCAGCCAUCAAGUGCUUCCCAUGCAGGGUCAAAGCAUCCAUCUGUCACUGGUACUACUCCUGUCCCCACUGCUUCAGCAUCGGUUUCUACACAAGUGGAGCCUGAAGAACCAGAAGCUGAUCAACACCAACAACUGCAGUUCCAGCAGCCCAGUAUAUCUGUUCUUUCUGAUGGGACAGUUGACAGUGGCCAGGGCUCAUCAGUUUAUACUGAAUCAUGUGUGAGCAGUCAGCAGACUGUGUCGUAUGGUUCCCAGCAUGACCAGUCCAUCCCAACAGCUCCAGUCCAGGGAUACACAACUCCGGUUGGCCAAGUGCAGUCACAGCAGCAUGGAGGAUAUCAGCCACCUGCAGCGCCUCAGCAUCCCCGUGGGGGAACCCCAACGUUCCCAGAUUCACAGAUAUUUUUCCCAACCGUUCAUGAACGGCCGGUGUCUUUCUCGCCACCACCUGCCUGCCCUCCGAAGGUGGCAGUUGCUCAGCGGCGCAAGAGCACUUCAUUUUUGGAAGCCCAAACUUGCCACUUCCAGCCAUUGCUGAAGACUGGCCAGAGCUUAGUUCCACCUGGUGGUAGUCCCACCAAUUGGACACCAGAGGCGUUUGUUAUGCUGGGCACAGCAGCUCAGCGAGUCGCUGGAGAGCCUCUGCAUGUGCAAGUUAAUCCUGUGUUUGAGCCAGCUCCUGUACCGAAUGACUAUAGAUCUGGACCAACACCUCCAGAGGAUGCUCACUACAGAAUGCAUCCAGAAGCUGUGUAUUUGGUGGGCAUGCACUAUCCAUCACAGGUAUCGGAGCAGUAUGAUCAAGUAGCUUGUAACUCUCAUGCGACUGAACAACAUUUGAAGCAGGUGUCUGAGUCAAGCCAUGGGCAAGGUGGUCCUCCACAAAGCUCUGUGUUCGACUUCCAAUUGGGGCAAACAUACCUGGCAAGACAUGUUCAGAACCUGAGGCUGGAUUCUGGGAUGGGUCCCCUUUCUCCAUUAUCCAGUGUUUCAGCUCCUCUGAGUGCAGAUCCUGCUCAGAUGACAUUCCACCAGGUAUUUGUUCCGCACUCUGCCCCAGCUGUGCUCUCUCACGCUGGUGAUGGCAGAGCCAGCUGUGUCUUUGAGUUCCAUGUGCACACACCGACUUCUGCUCCAGCAGAAGGGGCAGUUGCACCCCAGAGGGUCUACAGAAGUCGCCGGGGCUCUAUGGAGACCAGUCAAGAGGAAUCCACUCAAGGCAUAGGGUUGCACAGUCGGCUUCAGCCUGUGACAGAGGAGCAGUGUAACUAUCUUGGUCCUGAGUUAGCAGGUCCCAGAGGGGGCUCUGCCAGGCGGAGCUGGCCAGAAGGAAGCCCGGAAUACUCCAGUGAUUCCUCACAGCUGACUUCCUCUGACACUGGCGAUUUCCAGUCUCCUCCCCCUACAGGGGGGUCAUCUGCUUUUGGCUCAGACUUCUCAUUGCCCAUUGUUCAGCUGCCUCAGAAGGUAUUGCAAGAGUCGCAGCUCUUCAUCUGCUUCCCCCAGGGAGCCUCGACUCAGCAGGCCUUGUCCACCUCGCUUCCAUCAGGACCACCUACACUCUAUCCUCAGACACAGGUGCAAGGCCAGUCAGCUUCAAGCAGUGCAUCAGUGCCAUCCCAGACUACCCAACAUGCUCAGCAGAAUGCACAGCAGCCAGCCUCUUCUCAACAGCCUGGGCAGUACCAGCUGCAGCAGCCAUCAGUUUCUGCUGGUGCCACUCCCGCACAAACUGCCUCUCAGACUCAGACUUCACAGAUUAUGCCAAUUCCUCAGGCAGCAGCUGGGACACAGCUUCCUGUUUCCCAACCAGUGUCGAUCAUCCAAGGCGAGCCUCAAUUACCUGUUGCAGCACCUUCUCUCCCUCAGCCUUCAGUUGCCCCAUCAGUCCCAAUUGGCUCUCAUUUUCUACCCAUGGGACAACCCCUGCCAACUUCCAUGGUUCCCCAGUUCUCAGUCUCUCAGUUGCCUGUAGCAGCUCCUCAUGUGUCAGUGACUCAGCCAGGUUUCCAGUCACUGCCAAUUUCCAUGGCAGCUGGCAUGAAUCAGCCACUGCUCACGCUGGCAACAUCUGCUGCGGCAACCACUGUCCCAGUAGGACCAACAGUUGUCCCUAGCCAGCUUCCCACACUGAUGCAGCCUGUGGCUCAGUUGCCGAGCCAGGUACUCCCGCAGCUCCUGCAGCCAGCUGUCCAGUCCGUGGGAUUGCCAGUCAGCAUUGGACAAGCUGCUGAAGCUUCACUUCCUGCUGGAGAAGCUCUUUACCAGGGCUUCCCAUCUCUGCUGCCACCUCAGUACCCUGGCGAUUCGAAUCCUGCGCCUUCCUCUGCUGUGGCCUCUGUUAGCAUUCCUUCUGCCAUCCUGUCCCCUCCCUUGCCUGCAGAUGCAAUGGCUCAGCCAGGGUAUCUUGCUCCUGUUGCACAGCCGUAUGUGGAGCAGAAUGUUUUAGUUCCCAUGGGCAGCCUAGGAGGACAGGUUCAAAUGCCCCAGCCUACAGUGAGUUUAGCACAACAGCUCUCAUCUGCCCCCUCGCAGCAGGCAGUUAUGGAGGGUACUCAGGGAGUCUCACAGACUGCUCCUUCAGAGACUCUUCCAGCAACACAGCCUGCUCAGUCUACCCCUUUGGUUUCCUCUAUGGAUAGUGCACAUUCUGAUGUUGCUUCAGGAUUGAGUGAUGGCAAUGAGAAUGUUUCAGCUUCCAGUGGAAGGCAUGAAGGCAGGACUGCUAAACGUCACAUUCGGAGGUCUGUCCGCAGUCGCUCUCGCCAUGAGAAGACUGCUAGGCCUAAACUGAGAAUUCUAAAUGUUUCAAAUAAAGGUGAUCGAGUAGUGGAAUGCCAGUUGGAGACACACAAUCGGAAAAUGGUUACUUUCAAAUUUGAUUUGGAUGGUGACAACCCUGAGGAAAUAGCUUCAAUUAUGGUGCAGAAUGAGUUUAUUUUAUCAACCGAGAGAGACUCAUUUGUAGAACAGGUACGAGAGAUUAUUGAGAAAGCAGAUGAAAUGCUAAGUGAGGAUGUAAGUGUGGAGCCAGAAGGUGAUCAGGGUUUGGAGAGUAUGCAGGCAAAAGAUGAUGGCUUCUUUCCAGGGUCACAGAAAUUAGAGUUCAAACAGCCAGAUCCUACAUCUUCCAUGCCACAAAGAAUAGGGGUUCCUCCUAGCUCCUUUACCCAGGUGGUCCAUUCUGCAGGAAGACGGUUUAUUGUCAGCCCUGUCCCUGAGAGUCGGCUGAAAGAACAGGGCUUUUUCACAUCUGCUGUUCCUGGAGGAAAAGAAACUUCAGAUAUGGUUGCUGCAUCUCCACUACAUGGUCCUGGAAUGAAUCUCUCCCACUCGGCAUCAUCACUGAGCUUGCAGCAAGCUUUCUCUGAGAUGGGGCAUGCUCAGAUGACAGAAGGACCUAGUACAGCUCCUCCAGUGUUCAAUCAAACAGUACCACCCUUUCCACCUGCACUUUCUACUAUGGCGAGCAGUGGCGCACCUUCUGCAUCUGUGGCUGCUUCUUCAGUAUCUGUUCCCUCCAGCACAAAUGUUUCUCUUCCAGGAUCUGUUACUUUGCCUUCAGAAAGUGCAGCUGUUGGAGUUGCACCAAGUGCAAGUGUGCCAAGCUCUAUUUCUCCACCUCCAGCCUCACAAUCUGGACAGCAAUCGACUGGUGUCACUUCCAGUGUGAGCGCCCCUGCUUCUUUCUCCUUAGCUACCACAUCCCAGCCUGCUCAACCAGUAACUGGAGACAUUGCCCCCAGUAACAGCACACCAUCUUCUUUGGCUCUGCCAUCUACCCAGAUUCCUGGUGCCACUGGUCUUGGUGUCAUUGCACCAGCUGUGACAUCUCAGUCUACUCCUCAGAUUGUAAGUAGUAUGGCAGGAUCACAGACAGCUGUUGCUCAGAGUGUGGGUUUGCAGCUCCCUCAGCUUAGUAGCAGUGGUUCUAUCUCCAGUUUGGCAGAAACAACAGUUGUAAGUGCUCCACAGUCACUACCUGAGAGUGGGCAGUCUAUGGAUAAAUCACACCUCUGCAGUGCAUCUGGCUUAUCUCUUCCAAUCUCUGCCUCUUUAUCAUCCUCAGUAGCAACAAGCAUAUGUGGUUCAGUCUCUCAGCCAGUGAUACAUCCCUUACUUGUCCCAUCAGGAAUUACAUCCACACCUGUCCCGCCCCAGGUUUCAGGUGCAGCACCCAUGUUGCCCCAGGUUCCCUUAGCUGGUGUGUUACCACAACCAGUGACUAAUUUGCCUGCAGUACAGCAAACUUUGAUUCACAGCCAUCCUCAACCAGCUCCUCUACCCAAUCAGCCUCACAUUCACUGUCUGGAGGCUGAUGCUGAUGCUCAGUCUAAAGCUCCUGGUAUUGAUGAUAUAAAGACCCUGGAAGAAAAGCUUCGGUCUCUCUUCAGUGAACAUGGUAAUGUGGGAACAGCACAUCCAUCAGUAUCUCUGGACACAUCAUUGGUAAUGGAAACUACAGUGACUCCAGGGAUACCAACUACUGCUGUGGCACCAACUAAACCCUUGACAUCCAUUAGCACGUGUAUACCUCCGAGCAGUUUGCCUCUUGGACCAACUGGCUUGCCAGUGCUGACACCGGUUGCCACUCCUGGGCAAGUGAUCACCCCAGUCAGCUAUAUUUCAGCAUCGAGCAGCAUUGCAACAGCAGUAGUGAAACCAGGGACCUCUCCUUCAAAGCCCCCUCUUAGCAGGGUACCGGUGCUACCAGUAGGUUCUGAACUUCCGGCUGGCACUCCAUCCAGUGAGCCGCUGCCACCUUUCCCAGGACCUUCACUAACUCAGUCCCAACAGCCACUGGAAGAUCUCGAUGCUCAGCUGAGAAGAACCCUCAGUCCAGAGACAGUUCCAGUGACAUCUGCUCCUGCCUGUUCUGUGCCCUCAGUAGCAUCUACAACGGUUACCGGGGUGGUGUCCGCAGCAACUCAGUCUCUGAAGGAUGCUUCAGCAUCGUGUGGUGGAGAGAGCAGUGCUAUGGCUACCACAGCAGGAGCCAGUGUUCUGAAGAUGGGACGGUUUCAGGUAUCUGUGGCAGUGGAUGAUGUGCUAAAAGAAGGUGACAGGCCUGAAACUAAGCCAGUGCAAUUUGAAACCACCUCAACUGAUUCUUCAUCUCUUUCUGGCAGUAGCCCAGAGAGUACGCUGGUAAAGCAGAGUGGCAGUCAGAAAAGCGAGGCUGUUGUCGACUCUUCCUUGGAUGUGGUAGAUGGCAUUCCUCAGAUAGUCCCCAUGCUGCAAUUACCAGUAGAUAUUGUUCAGCCCACCAAGGUUGGGCGCUUUCAGGUAACAACAACAACAGAUCAAGUGGGGCGCUUUUCAGUGUCAAAGACUCAGGAUGAGGUCACCUGUGCAGAGAAAGAGCCAAUGACUCUUCCUCUCUCUGUGGACUUGGAGCAAGUUGCUUCUUCAGCUGCAACUCCGAAGAAAGAGUUGGAGUCGAGGCAGUCACCGCACAUGAAUGGUCCGUCCUCUGAACCAGAGGCUGCCUUCUUAAGUGGAAUGGCUAAGGAUUUGGAUGAUGGCUCGGGGAGCCCAGACUCCUUCCAGCCCCUGGGAGGGUCAAAGAUCAGCCUCCCUGUCCAGAGCCUUAGCAACUCCUUCAACUCUUCCUACAUGAGCAGUGAUAAUGAGUCGGAUAUUGAAGAUGAAGACUUGAAAUUGGAACUCCGUCGGUUACGGGAGAAGCACCUUAAAGAGAUCCAGGAGCUGCAGAGUCGCCAGAAGCAAGAGAUUGAGUCACUGUACAUGAAACUGGGAAAGGCCCCCCCUGCAGUAAUUAUUCCCCCAGCUGCACCCCUUUCAGGAAGGAGAAGACGACCUACUAAAGGAAAAAGCAGCAAGUCCAGUCGUAGCAGCUCCCAGGGAAAUAAGAGCCCUCAGCUAUCAGGCAAUCUGUCAGCUCAAAGCGCACCAUCCGUCUUGCCCCCACAGCAGACUCUUCAUCCUCCUGGUGGUGUGCCAGAGACUGGGCAGAACCAUUUGUUACAGCCCCUCAAACCUUCACCUUCUAGUGAAAAUCUCUACUCUGCCUUUACCAGUGAUGGUGCUCUUUCAGUACCAAGCCUUUCUGCACCAGGCCAAGGGACCAGCAGCACUAACAUAGUCGGGGCUACAGUGAACAGCCAGGCACCCCAGUCUCAGCCUACUGCUAUCGCCUCAAGCCGGAAAGGGACUUUCACAGAUGACCUGCACAAGCUGGUAGAUAACUGGGCCCGAGAUGCCAUGAACCUGUCUGGCAAGAAGGUUGGCAAAGGGCAUAGCAGCUAUGAGGGCCCUGGAAUGGCAAGAAAAUUCUCGGCACCGGGUCAGCUCUGUAUCUCUAUGACAUCUUCCCUGGGUGCUACGCCCAUCUCUGCAGCAUCAGCUACCUCUUUAGGUCCCUUCACCAAGGCCAUGUGCCCUCCGCAGCAGUAUGGUUACCCAGCAGCCUCCUUUGCCACCCCGUGGAGUGGGACAGGUGGUCCAGCACAGCCAGCACUCGGCCAGUUCCAGCCCGUAGGUGCCACAUCUUUGCAAAGCUUCAACAUCAGCAAUUUGCAAAAAUCGAUCAGCAACCCUCCAGGCUCCAACCUGCGGACCACUUAACCCUGCUCGGAGACCACGCUGGAGAGACCUCGGGACAGGACAUGGGGAGGGAGAUGGGGCCCUGUAUCAACUCCUAGUGCUGCAAUGAACUGGUAGCUUGCCAGACUGGGAAUGAAUUUCUCUUUUCCAACCAUUGCUGUCAACUCUCUGUAGAGGGAGUUUCCCCACACACUUUGAAGGGGGAGGAGGAUGAUCGGCAUCCUUACGAUGGGACAGUGCUUUUCACCAAGGGGUUCUGCUCUUGUGUGGAACAAGAGCUGUGAAGAGAAGUCACGGGGUCAGUUAAUGCAGUCUUGCUGUAAAAUUCCUCUCUGGUUUGAGGCUGAAUCCACAUGUGUUGGGUGGGAGAGCUGAAUCCUAGCAUGAGGCUUUAGCAUGCUUCUCAUCUCCCCCUAGAAGAACCAAGACCAGGAGAAAAGCUGUCCAAAUCCCCCUCCUCUCCCUCUCCCCAGUCAACUGUAUCCAGCUCCAAAAUGGUGGGGCACACGAAUGGACUUGCAGUGCAGCCCGUGCUUGAUAGGUCAUUACUGCUUUAAGUAAGAUAUUAACAGCUUUGACUGCAGCAUUAGAGCAAUUUAAAUUGUUUAAAAAUUUUUAAAAGUUCCCUGCGGACAUGUACUUACCAUCAGUUUUGAUGUGGAAACACUGUGAUAUAUAAAUGUUGUUGGACAACAGUAGUUUAAAAAUGAGUGGAAUAUAGAGGGUUAAAAAAGUUAAAAAGAAAAAAAAAAUGGGAAAAAAAGCUAGCUAUAUCCUUAUACUUAUUGGAGACACUUUAACUUUUUCCUUUGUAUUUUCAUUGUAUUAGAUAAAUAAAUGUGAAUGUAAAAUUGUAUAAAUUAAUGUACUUGAAUACUUGUCUGUUCUCCCAGUAUGCUUGCUGGAUAUUUUAGUGCCUUGGACUUCUAUUGCUUCUGCAGUUAGCAUCGUCUUCCCAGCAGACCCCCAGGUGGACAGAGGGCAAGUUGAGAGAAGGAUGGAUUGUUUGUUCCUAGUGACUGGGACACAGGAGUUUGUUUAGCGAAGCGGUCACUGCCUAGAGGAGGUGCAUGGAGGGGGAAGUCAUGGAGGCAGCAGGUUGGAACAACGUUCUGUGUGUUGGGGAAACUUGUCCAGGUGGGCAGAUCUGAAGUUGCUGGUGUGACAGGGGCCAGGUGGGGGUGGGACUGAGGGUUGUGGGUGAAGCUAAAACAAGACUAACAAAUACUGUGUGUGGAGGCAGGCGGUCUGGAUCAGAAAGGGAGAGAGGUUGGGGAGAACAUGUAUCUUCUGGGAAAGGCCCAACUUAAGAUGCAGUUAGACUCCACCUGUCAAGUGGUAAAGAUGUUUGGUCAGGAUGUGGCUUGAGGGAGAGGUGCCAUUGCUCGUUGGCAUGGGCUUGUCUGCUGGGAUUGCUUUUCUUACUUUUGUUUUGUUUCGUUUUUAAUUUUGUUUUGCUUUUUUUGGGGUUUUUUUGUUUUUUUGCUUUUUUUUGGUAAAAAUCCAUUUAAGCCAGGAAUAGACUGUCCUGGUGCAACAUCCAUUGCCGGCAAUGGAUGUACUUGAAACAGCCGGCAACAAGAAGUUUCCUCUGUCAUGGAGGAGUUACAAUUUUGUUCACUCUUAACAAAUUUGAAGCUGGUACCAGGACUGUAACUAUCUGUCCCCUCUUGGUAACUGUAUUGUACUUUCUGCUAUGGUCAUUCUCCCUUUAUUUAAAAAAAAUACUGGUUUCCUCUUCAAAGUAAAAAUAAUACCUGCCAGUAUUUAUGCAGUGCUGCAGAAAGCUGUGAAGGAUGAGAGUGCUGCUUCCUGGUACCUGGGAGUAGCUCACUGGUACCGGUCCUGGAAGCUGGUGCAUCGUGGAGUUUUUAUUUGCCUGCAUUUUUUUGCUGUUCCCCUGCGGAGCAUUAACAGGGAGUUUUUCUGGCUGCAGAUGUUCUCUUUUUACAAAGAAACGUGCAAGAUCCGUUCCUUUCCAGUUACUUUUUGUGCAGCAGUUCUGGCAGCAAGGGCAGGCGCAGGCUGCAGAUGAACGCCAGAGGGCAAAAGCUGAGUGGCAGGUGGGUGUGCUCUGCAUUCCUGAGGCUUCUGGGGGUUUGUUCCUUGUAACUGAAGUGCAGACUCGAGCUACAGAAUGAGACAGGAGGCUUCGUGGGGUGCCUGUGGUAGAAGAGGGGGAGAAAGCAGGGGGCCCUGCGGCCAAGGUGAGACGGAGAAACCUCUGCCCUUCCCUCUGAAGGGAUGCAGCCGGGAGUCCUCAACACGCCCAGUGGGAGGGGAGAGGCGUGCUCCGGGAACAGGAGCAGUGACAAACCUGGGGCAGGAAACCAAACGAGGGGAAUAUUGGUGGCAGGGGAAGCAAUCAGCUGGAUGCAGCACGUGGUUAUUUAAUUUUGAUCUACUAAGUUUGAAGUCGUGGGGUUUUUUUUGUUUUGUUUUGGUUUUUUUCCCCCCACUUAAUGUUAUGUAAGAACUGGUUUUAUUUACCAUUGAUUCCCUCCCCUCCUCUCCUGUGGAUGAAUAACUGAAGUCUAGAGGAAUAAACUAAUGCUACUGAACUGUUAAAUUAUUUUGUUUAAUAUUACACUUUGAGUAUCUUUUUCCACAUAAAAUCUGUUUCUGAAUUACAAGCGUUUUCUUUACAUUAUUUAACAAUGUACACUGUAAAAAAUAAAAAAAAAAUAAAAUUAAUUGAAACUUUGGGCUUCCCUGGCCGUAGUUAGUUGUAUGUUUUGCACUAAACCCAGGCACUGCGCUCCUUGUAUGACUGCGCUUUGUGCUACAAUUUGUUACCUUUGUAGAAUAUUUAAUUGAGUAAUUCAAAUAAACCAAACCUGCUUUUGUUGA